AUGCAGACCGUUCCCAUCAUUCGGGAGCCUAUCCCCAAAACCGCCUCUUUGCCGACUCAGUCUCCAUCGAAGUCGCCUACCCAGACAAGAUAUUCCCAUCUCCUCUAUUUAUCGGAGCCAGAGCGACAACUCUACGAGUCCAGAAUGGAAAAGACCUCAGCUUCAUCUCUUCGCUCUUCCAACUCCGUCCGGUCAAACCGCUCCGCCUCUUCGUCCACAGCAUCACAAACCUCGGUGUCGACCAGCGUCAUCUCAAAGCCCAGCAUGCAGGUCCCUCGUUACGUUGAUGACCAUUAUCCCCUAAUCACCACCACUCACUUGGAGAACAUUCCUGCUUCCGUACCCAAGGACCAUCCGGCCUUCUGGUGUGCUCGUCAAAUGGCCCAGAUCCACAACACCAUCAUUCGUGCCUUGAAUGCAUCGUGGAACCAGGCAGUGAUGGUUCAGCCUGAUACUCAAGAAGCCGCUGAUUUCCUUCUGUUCAACCAACUGCUCUUCAAUACCUUGAAUCACCAUCACCAUGUCGAGGACGAUUAUAUGUUCCCGACAAUGGAAAAGUUGCUGGGUCGGCCCGGUGCAAUGGAAGCGAACACGAAGGGCCACGACUCAUUUGCCGAGGGACUCACCGUCUUCCAGAAAUAUGUCUUCAUCACCAAGCCAGCUGAGUACAAUGGAGUCACUCUUCGCCACAUCAUUGAGUCCUUUGCGCCCAACCUUAUUCAACAUCUGCACGACGAGAUCCCUACCCUUGCCAAUCUCCAUGUUUCAGAUGGCAAGGAGCUGAUGAAGAUCUGGAAGCACGCGGAGCACAUAGCCACCAAGGACAAUAGCCUGUACACUGACGCGCCCUGGACACUGGGGUGCCAGGACAAGUCCUUUACCAUUGACGGAGAGAAGUGUGGCUUCCCCGACGUCCCUUGGGUCAUCGAGGCCGUGAUCAGGAAUUGGCACGCAAAAAAGCAUGCCGGAGCUUGGAAAUUCUGUCCAAGCGACCUCUCUGGAAAGCGGCGUCUGCUGCCCAUUGCAUGA
Messenger RNA from Cladophialophora bantiana CBS 173.52, 1029 nucleotides. RefSeq lists its product as uncharacterized. Bases 1 to 1029 code for a protein of 342 amino acids. NCBI's taxonomy places the organism in Eukaryota, Fungi, Ascomycota, Eurotiomycetes, Chaetothyriales, Herpotrichiellaceae. The record is from RefSeq and is a predicted model, not a curated record. The transcript has a single exon.